Molecule: messenger RNA, 2177 nt
Organism: Zingiber officinale
Lineage: Eukaryota; Viridiplantae; Streptophyta; Magnoliopsida; Zingiberales; Zingiberaceae
Product: serine/threonine-protein kinase RHS3-like
Exons: 3
Coding region: 321-2027 (568 amino acids)
Biological process (GO): protein phosphorylation
Cellular component (GO): cytoplasm; nucleus; plasma membrane
Molecular function (GO): protein serine/threonine kinase activity; ATP binding
Source: RefSeq, a predicted model, not a curated record
UCCGGCCCUUCCUUUCCUCCCUCCACGAUUUCCUUCUCCCUCCCUUUCCCUGCGACACCUCCCUUUAAACUUAGCUAUGGAUUCUCUCCUGGUUCCCUCGUCGUCUGUCUCCGCCUUCAUUUCCUUAUUUCAAGAGUUCUCCCUCUUCGCUCCAGGAGAGAUCCAUGGACCCUCCGAUUCUCUGAAAACAAAAGACCGAUGGAUUCGGCAGGGAGAUGGAAAAUUAGGGCUUCGUGCUGACUACUUCAUGCUGGACCGAGUUUAAAGUCAGAUCUUGGAAGCGUAUCUUGAUCGGAUCGGAACCCUGCUAGCAUUUCUCCAUGUCGAUGAGUGGUGAAGCAUCAUCCAGGAGUAAAAAUGUUGUCCCAACAUUCAGGAGUAAUGAUGAUGCAAUUAGAAGCCGAAGUCCUGGACCUGGAGAUGGUCUUUCCCGUUUUGCAUGUCAAGGUCCUCCUGCUUCAAAUACAAAGAAAGCAUUUGAGAACUUGCCGAAACACAAGAAAAAAACAAAUAUCAUUUCCAAAGAUGACACCAGUUUGGCAAUGGACUUAUGGCCGAGCUCAGGUGUUCAUCCUAGCUGGUUGUCCAAUUCAAAAGUAGUAAGAGCAGAGGCAAUGUCUACCUCAGCAUCUACAUCAUCCUCGACAAGAUCACCAUCAUGCAUAAGAUCAAAGGAGAUGAAGUCCAGUGAUUCCGAUUGUAACAGUCAAGGUAGAUACAGUAGCACAAGGGACGAUGUUUUAGAUAACAACUCUACUGCAUCCACUAGGCGGCAUACAGGAGAAGAUUUUCGCUGGGAGGCUAUUCAGAAAGUUAAUUCCAAAGGUUCCCCAAUUAGUCUAAGCCACUUCAAGCUUGUUAAAAGGAUUGGUCAUGGAGAUAUUGGCUCUGUUUAUCUUUCUGAACUGAAGGGAACUAAUACCUUUUUUGCUAUCAAAGUGAUGGACAAAUCUUCCCUUGUUAGUCGAAAUAAGCUACUACGGGCACAAACUGAGAGAGAAAUUCUUAGCCUUCUUGACCAUCCCUUCCUGCCUUCCCUCUACUCUCAUUUUGAGACAGAAAAAUUAUAUUGCUUAGUCAUGGAAUACUGCAGUGGUGGUAACCUUCACUCUCUUCGUCAGAAGCAGACCAAUAAAAACUUCACAGAGAAGAAUGCUCGCUUUUAUGCUACAGAAGUGUUGCUUGCAAUUGAAUAUUUGCACAUGCUUGGGGUAGUAUAUAGGGACUUGAAGCCAGAGAAUGUCCUUGUUAGAGAUGAUGGUCACAUAAUGCUGUCCGAUUUCGACUUGUCACUACGGUGCUCCUUCAACCCAACACUUAUCCAUACCUCAUCCUCUGAUGUAGAUGACAGUUCUAGCCCACAAGAAAUGCAAUGGAGUGACAAUCUUAUCCGUGGUUGCAUCCAUCCAACUUUGUUUCUCCCACGCAUACUACCUAAGAAGAUUCACAAAUCCAAAUUAAGCUUUGGUUUGAGACACAAAUCUCUUGUUGAAUUGAUGGCUGAGCCAGUAGAUGCAAGAUCUAUGUCAUUCGUUGGGACACAUGAGUAUCUGGCUCCCGAAAUUAUUCGCGGGGAAGGCCAUGGGAGUGCAGUUGAUUGGUGGACCUUUGGUGUGUUUCUGUUUGAGCUUCUGUAUGGCACAACACCUUUCAAGGGUUCAGGAAAUCGAGCUACACUUUUUAACAUAAUAGGGCAGCCAUUGAUGUUUCCAGACGCACCAGCUGUGAGCUUCGCUGCAAGAGACCUUAUCCAUGGCCUACUUGUGAAGGAACCACACAGAAGAGUUGGAUACAGAAGGGGAGCUGCUGAGAUCAAACAACACACAUUCUUUGAGGGUGUUAAUUGGGCACUGGUGAGAACUGCCACACCACCUCACAUACCUGAACCAGUUGACAUGAGUCGAUUUGCUGGCAAGGAAGCCAUUGAUCCAGUGAAGAAAGCAGCACUCAAUUGUGUCACUGGUGGCGAUCCAGGCAGCAAGUGUAAACCAAGUGAUUCUUCUUAUCUCAACUUCGAUUUUUUCUAGUCAGUAAAUUUAUUAGUACCCCAGCCAUCAUCAUGCAUGAUCAAUGUGCUAGAUUAGUAAUAGUUGUAUAUUAGAUUGCUGAAAGAUGUUUUGUAAUGAAUUGCUCUUAUUGCUACUCUUUGUGGAUUCUCUUUGUGCAAUCUUUAGCUC